Messenger RNA from Chara braunii, 4043 nucleotides. Lineage: Eukaryota; Viridiplantae; Streptophyta; Charophyceae; Charales; Characeae. The record is from the annotation of a GenBank genome assembly.
GCAAAAAAUUCCUUGCCGGUUGUCAACAGGCGCUGGGGAGGUGAAAGCUUCCUGAACGUCUGACUAAACCGGAAGGCAGGCAACUUUGCCACGUGGGCGACAGGAGGAGGUACUACGGACGCGCGACCGUCCGUUCGUCCGUCCGUCCGUCCGUACAGCACGUGCGGCGCGACGGCACGGUCAUCGCGACCCCGUGUGACACGCGUGCGGAUCUGCUGCUGCGUCUUUCAUUCCGUGGAAAGUGAGACUGCGGAGAGCGGUAGAGCGAGGGGAAGUUGAGGGAGGCAGCGGCGAAGGGCGCGGCUAUGGCUGCCGACGGUCAAUGGGGCACAGGAUCCCCGGGGAUGACGACGCCUAUGCUGCCAUCGAAAGCAUCGCCGUCUUCAGCGUCGUCGGGGUUUCUCGAUCCGUAUUAUGAUAUGUCGUCAAACUCCCAAGCGUCGACGGCCCCUUUCUCCGCGACCGCUGCGGCGACGGCUUUAAAUGGGCCCUCGUCUCUUCCCUCAGCUCUUCGUCCCGCGUUUUCUUCGCCGCUGGUUUCGUCGGCGGCAUCGUCUUCUCCUCCAUUCGUAGCCGGCGCUGGCGCUCCCCCAUUUGCUUUCUCCUCUUCGUCUUCUUUGCCAUCAGGAACGAUGUCGUCGUCGUUCGAUCUCUCUUCGUUCAAGGGUGAACCGGGAGGAGGAGAUGGACUGGCGGACAAUUUACGUGCCAUGUCAUUGACAGGACAGGGACAGAACAGGUACUCCCCUCUUCCGAUGAUGAUGGGGAUGGGUAUGCCCCCGCGGAGCGCUGUUCCCCCGUCGUCGUAUCUGCCGCCGGCGAGCGCGCCGUCUUUCGGUAGACCAGCUGCUGCUGCUGCUUCUUCGAUGGCUUACGCACUUGGCGGCGGGAGCUCCGUCUCCCCCUCCCUGUUUGUCCCUUCUCCUCCAGAUCCGAUGAUGACGGGAGCAGCGAUGCCGACGAUGUCGUCGCGCUCGCUCGGCGCCAUGCAGUCCAUGGGAGGAGUGUCCCCGCCGCCUUCCGCUCAAUCGCCAUCGAGUAAUGGGUUCUUCGCGCCGGUUCCCGUGUCUACCGUGGGCUCGGUGACCGACAGGGACUUGAACGAAGAGGAUCCGGCCAGUGCGGGUGCUCCUUUCGUUUACUUCUCUGCGCAGAAGAUUCCUACCCAGAAGAAGAUUGCGAAUAUUGGGAGUCUCCCUUUUGGGGCUUUGAUCUCGCCAGUCAAGGAAGUGGAUGCCGCCAGACCUCCUGUGCUGACAAGGAAUCCUGUGCGGUGCGAGAUGUGCGGAGCACAUGUGAACCUGUAUUGCAAAGUUGCCCCUCGAAUCGGCCAGUGGACGUGUGUCUUCUGCACACACACUAAUUCAAGUAGCGGCAAUUACUCUGUGGAUGACUUCGGGAGCUGGCCGGAGUUGGUCGUGAAAACGGUCGAUUACGUGAUUUCCAAUCCCCGGAGUGGAUACUCUGUUGCGUCGGGUGUAGCGCCUGCUCCUGCUCCAUCAGCCAUUCUUCUGAUCGAUGAGAACCUCAGCGAUCCAUACAUGCAGGAGUUGCAGAAGUCUCUCUUUGGAGUUAUGGAGAAGAUGCCUGAAGAUACGAGGGUGGGAAUUAUUACCUAUGGCGCUGCAGUGUCUGUUUACGAUCUCUCAGAACCAGGCAUCGCCUCCGCAGAUGUACUUCCAGGCAGUUCCUCUCCCACUGAGGAGGCAAUUAAGAUUUUGCUGUAUGGCAGCGGGUCUUUCUUGUCACCGAUUCAUUCCUGUGCACCGAUUGCACACUCCAUAGUUUCUUCGCUGCGGCCUUACCGCGGAAAAGCUGUGGAAUCUGAACGUAAGAGAUGUUUGGGAGCAGCUGUGGAAGUGGCUUUGGCACUCAUCCGCGGUCCGAUGGGUGAAGAAGAGAGCAUCAGGAAUAGAGGGGAUAUGGGCCUCAGCCGUAUUCUUGUGUGCACAAGUGGACCGCCGAACUACGGUCCAGGGGCUGCUCCUGUCAAUGAAGAACACCCUAACUUCGCUUAUGAGGAGGCAAACGCGAAGGCGUACUUGGAAACCCUAGGCAAGGAAGCCAAAUACCUGGACGUUGCGGUUGAUAUCUUUUGCGCCGGAGCCUGUCCCGUUAAGGUCCCAGUUUUGCACCCGCUCGCAAAGGCCUCUGGAGGCUUGCUGUGGUUACACGAUGACUUCGGUGAAACUUUUGGUGGCAAUUUGCAGAGAGCUGUUUCCAGAGUAUGUGGCACUGAGGGUGUAUUGGAGGUGAGAUGCUCAGGACCAGUGGCAAUCACCAGAAUAAUUGGCCCUGCAGAGGCGAUCACUGACUCGCAGGAGGAAAGUUUUCCUGAGGAUAUAGUGACAUCAUGCGGUAUGUCAAGUGUGGAGGAGAAUCAGGGAUUUGUCCUGUGCAUGGAGUUGCGUGACGAUGUCUCACAAGACCAUGUCCACUUCCAGUUCGUUGCUCGGUAUGUGAAUUUGGAGCGUGCGAGAGUCGUUCGGGUUAUCACUCUCCGGCUGCCCACAACAGGAAGCGCGUCAACCUAUUUGAACGCCGUUGUUGAAGAUGUGGCUGCUGUGUUGAUUGCCAAACGGACCGUUGUGGAAGCUUUGACUCCUGAGGAUGCAGCUGACAUGAAGUUGUCCAUUGACGAGAGGCUGAAGGAUAUUGCUUUGCAUUUUGGAACGCAGAUGAAGGGGUCAAAGAUGCGGAAAUUCCCCUCAGAACUUCACAGAUUACCAGAGAUGCUGUUCCAUCUGCGGCGAGGCGCACUGUUGGGAAGCAUAGUUGGGCAUGAAGACGAGAGAGCAGUUCUUCGAAAUGUAUUCUUGCAGGCUUCGUUCGAUCUGUCGUUGCGGAUGACGGUGCCAAGGCUGUUGGCUCAUGUGCAAGGAGGAACUUUCGAAGAGGUGCCGGCAGUGAAUUUGGCCUUACAGUCCGAAGUUUCACUCGUUCUUGAUCAUGGAACGGACGUUUUUAUUUGGAUGGGACUGGACGUGCUUGCCGAUGAGGCGAAGAGUGCAGGCGCACUCGCAGCAUGCAAGACUCUUGCUCUAGAGGCCGUGGAGAAUAGGUUCCCUCUGCCUCGCAUUGUGGUGUGCAAGGAAGCAGACUCGAAGGCCCGGUACCUUCUGGCGAGGCUUGUGCCAGCGCACAAGGAUUCCCCAUUUGAGCAGGAUGCAUGGUUCCCGAAGCUGCGAACGCUGCAGCCAGAGCAAAGAGCGAAGCUGAAGACUAAGUUCUUUCACACAGACGAUCCGAGCUUCUUCGAGUACCUGAAGAGCCUAAAAUUGAUGCCUCCGGAGGUUCCCUCUGGUUUCAGAUGAGCAGGGCAGGGGAACAGGAGAAGGAUUCCGAGUGUCGGGGGAGAGCGACGGAUGAAGUUUUUCUGUGAAUAGGGUCAGUAGACUGUGCAGGAUUGCUGUGAUUGGUAAGAGGGGGCAUGGUGGAGAGGGGAAGAGCAAUGGUGAGGGUGAGGGGAUCGUGAGGCGGAGAGAAGAGCCGAGCCGAGGGGAUCGUGAGGCGGAGAGAAGAGCGGAGCCGAGGGGAUCGUGAGGCGAAGAGAAAAGCCGAGGGGGGCAGGGGAGAGGGACAAGGGAGGGUUUUGUGAUUACUGUUGCCUCACGUAACUUUGUUUUUUUAUGUGCCUCUGUUGCGUUUGAUGGAGAGGGGAAGAGCAAUGGUGAGGGGUGAGGGGAUUGUGAGGCGGAGAGAAGAGCCGAGGGGAUCGUGAGGCGAAGAGAAGAGCCAAGGGGAUCGUGAGGCGAAGAGAAAAGCUGAGGUGGGCAGGGGAGAGGGGGGCAGGGGAGACGGACAAAGGGAGGGUUUUGUGAGUUCUGUUGCCUCACGUAACUUAGUUUAUGUGCCUCUUUUGCGUUUGAUGUUGUUCACAUUGUGAGUGCUUGUUGGAUCGCUUGGUAGCUUUUGCAACCAUCCGCAGUGUUAGGACCCCACAGCAUCCUUGCGGUGUCUGUGGUUUGUCGGAUACACAUCCGGCACUGCUAGCGGACAUGUGAUGAAUAAAUAAUACGUGAUAAUAAACGUUCCCAAGAUGG